AUGGGGAGAGUGAAGCUUCAAAUCAAGAUGAUUGAAAAUACGACUAAUAGACAAGUUACUUACUCAAAAAGAAGAAACGGACUUAUGAAGAAAGCUUAUGAACUUUCUGUUCUAUGUGAUGUUGAUGUAGCUCUCAUCAUGUUUUCUCCAUCUGGGAGACUCAGUCUCUUCUCUGGCAAUAAAAGCAUUGAAGAGAUUCUGGCACGCUAUGUUAAUCUUCCAGGGCAUGAACGAGGAGGACGUCUGCAUAAUCAAGAGUUUUUCCAGCGCGUUCUUGUUAAGUUGAGGAGGGAUGCUGAUCAAACCCAUCAAGCAACCAGCCCAAUCAGUACUGAUUCUGAUCAACUCGAGGAGAUUCAACAAGAAAUCCUAUGCUGCAAGUCACAAGUAAAAGAAGUGGAAAAUCAACUGAGGAUAUUUGAAGGUGAUCUUUCUGAAGUCACGACAUUGAAUGAGGCUGAGUACCGAGAGCAGAUCCUUGAGGAAACUCUGAAACGUAUGCAUGUGCGCAAGCAAAUCCUGGAAGAGUAUGAUUCUUCUCCUACAGCUACAACAAAUGUAGAUGAAUUUGUGACAGCAAGUCCACACAAUAUUCUGGUUGACUGGCUUCCACAAAGAGACCCACAAGUAGUUCAGAUCCUCAACUUCUUGAAUGCAAAUGGCCUUCUUCCCCUAAGAGGUGAGGCGAAAAGUAGACUUGAAGUCAUAGCAGCACCCGAGUCAUCAACACUCCUUCAUGGCAUAAAUCUUGAAGAUCAGAUGAACCCAGGCAGAGGCAGUGGUUUAGACGAUGAGAAUAACAACACUACUUUGCAACGUCCAGAGUUGGGACAAGUUAUUGAUGUCAACUUGUCCCCGUGGAAUGAGUUCUACCAGACAAGUAAUGAACUGGUUUCUGCUUCACGUCCCACAGGACGAGUACUUGAAGAAAUAUAUUUGUCGUCUGAUCAGUUCAUCAAUCAAACCACCAACUUUCUUGAGUACACCACCAAAUCAUCUGCAUGA
Messenger RNA from Prunus persica (peach), 1005 nucleotides. RefSeq names its product agamous-like MADS-box protein AGL104. The record is from RefSeq and is a predicted model, not a curated record. The transcript has 10 exons. Gene Ontology annotation, molecular function: protein dimerization activity; RNA polymerase II cis-regulatory region sequence-specific DNA binding; DNA-binding transcription factor activity, RNA polymerase II-specific. Gene Ontology annotation, biological process: positive regulation of transcription by RNA polymerase II. Bases 1 to 1005 code for a protein of 334 amino acids. NCBI's taxonomy places the organism in Eukaryota, Viridiplantae, Streptophyta, Magnoliopsida, Rosales, Rosaceae.